AUGGAAGAUUAUUUCUCUGAUAAUGACCCCGAUAAGGUGACGGAUUACCUGAAAAAAAAAGGGUUCACCAAAACGGAGGCCGUUUUCCGGCAAGAAACAGCACAUUUGGGACCAGAUGGCAGACCAGCUCAACGCAACGAUGACCCGGGUCCGAAGAAGUACCUGAAGGCAUUCGCAUUGCUCCGAGACUGGGUCGAGAAUAAUCUCGACAUAUACAAGUUUGAGCUGCGAAAGCUUCUCUGGCCCCUGUUCAUAUACUCGUACAUCGAGCUCAUUAACCAAGGGUACAAUGACGAGGCCAAGCAACUCCUUGGUGCCCUCAAGCCCCAGUUCGAGGCUGCACACAAAGAUACCCUCGAUCUGCUGGCCAAAAUAUCGCUUCCCCAGCACCUGCGGGAGAACCAGACCACCAGGCUUUACCGGGAGAACAAAUACCGUAUUCCGCUCAACCAGUCUUUGUCGGGAAAUCUUUUCCACUUCCUCGAGCGGGAGGCAGACUCUGGCGGCGCUACGGUUACCUACAUUCUCCAGACGUACUGCCAUGUUGACGUGAGUGCACGGGGUCCGAUCGAACCCUACAGCUUCGAGGCCAUCCUCCGGAGAGCUCAGAACCUCGAUCUUGACGAAAUCGAUGCCCAAGAAGGCAUCCCCGGCGUCUUUACAGGCGUCUCCAACAAAGAUAUACUCGAUGCUGGGGCACCGUUGAAGCUAGGACCGUUGCCGAUGGAGGCCGAAUUGAGAGAUGACGUCCGUGCAGAGCUCGAGGAAGAAGACCAAGGACGCCCGCCAGCAGACGGUCGUCCCACACUCGUUGAAGAGUUCGACCGCAAGAUCAAGCGUGAGGAUAGUGCGGAUGUGCCCGCACGAGCUGACUUGCCACUUCCGGCCUCUCGUGCGAGAGACGUCGUCAUGGAGAUGCAGAAGGUCCGCGAAAACCGAGACCGCUUUCAGAUCGAGGGCCGAACCGGGGGCGUUGGCGUUCCUGUGUCAGCGUGCAUGUUCACAUUCCACAAUACUUUGGGCAGUGUUUCGUCCAUAGACUUCUCGAACGAUCACCAACUGGUUGCAAUCGGGACUAUGGACUCAUAUAUCCGUGUCUGGUCUAUGGAUGGUAAGCCGCUGAAGUCUUCGUUGGAGCACGAGAAGAACCUCGUAGUCAAUAACCGAAAGCUCAUCGGACAUUCUGGUCCGGUUUAUGGCGUCUCCUUCUCGGAUUCAAUUACCAAUCUAGACCGUAAUGUCUACGGAGAAGGCGGAACUACGAAGCCAGACACAAGCACAAAGCUCCUUCUUUCAAGCUCCGCAGACGGUCAAGUCCGGCUCUGGUCGCUUGAUGUGUGGGCGUGUCUCUGUGUGUACAAAGCACACGACGGACCGGUUUUUCGGGUUCUAUGGGGUCCUCACGGCCACUACUUUGCUACUGCAGGAUGGGACAAGACUGUCAGAGUGUUUGCUCAAGACCGUGCGUCGGCACUACGCAUCAUGGUCGGCCACGAUACCAGCAUUUCUGCCAUUGCCUGGCAUUCCAACGGAACUUAUGUCUUCUCGGCCUCGGAUGAGAUGGACAAGUCGAUUCGCAUGUGGUCGGUAACUACCGGAAACUGCGUUAGAGUCUUCACUGGCCACACGGACUAUAUCAGUUUUUUACAGUGCUCACCGAACGGCAAGAUCUUGGCCAGUGCUGACACGGGAGGCAACAUUAUCCUUUGGGAUAUCGAAAAGGGCUCACGUAUCAAGCGCUGCCGUGGCCAUGGAAAGGGCGGUAUACCGUCUAUGCAAUUCAGUGCUGAGUCGAGCGUCCUCGUUUCAGGUGGCCUGGAUGGUACGGUCCGUAUCUGGGAUGUCGAGCUGCCAAACGACCCUGCGAAGGCAAACCCUCUCAUUGUUGGCCCUCCUCAGGCGGGUCAACAGCCCGACGGAGCGACUGUGGCCGGUGAUACUAUCGCAGUGGCCGGAUCUUCAGAUGGACGGAACAUCACUGUCGGCGGCCAAGCAGCGCCGAUGGCUGGCGCUAGCACUGCGGCAGCCGGUGUGGGUGCUGGUACUGGCACAACUGGCAAGAAGAAGACGAAGGAAGUGCAGAUCACCCCGGACCAGAUCAGCGCCUUCGCAACGAAGAAGACGCCAGUGAUGAAGGUACAGUUCACGCGGAUGAACUUGGUGGUUGCGGGCGGUUGCUAUGACCCUGAGCGCUAA
Molecule: messenger RNA, 2196 nt
Organism: Lasiosphaeria miniovina
Lineage: Eukaryota; Fungi; Ascomycota; Sordariomycetes; Sordariales; Lasiosphaeriaceae
Product: TAF5-like protein
Exons: 3
Coding region: 1-2196 (731 amino acids)
Biological process (GO): transcription initiation at RNA polymerase II promoter
Cellular component (GO): transcription factor TFIID complex
Molecular function (GO): RNA polymerase II general transcription initiation factor activity; protein binding
Source: RefSeq, a predicted model, not a curated record